GGUCGACCUGCCAAAUGUGGGUUAUGCGCACUCAGUAGUUUGCUACACCUUGUCUUUUUCCCUUUCCCUCCCCUCCCCCCAAUCAAGUAGUCUUGGGACGGCUUUCAUUUGCAGGCCAUGUCUUCCGCCAAAUUGCAACAGAUAUCCAGAGAUAUAGAAGUAGCCCGCUGCAAAGGGAAUUGGCAGGCUAUUCCCGAGCUUGCACGACGUUAUAAAAAGUAUAACCCAGACGGCACAGUCACGGAACAAACCAUACUGGCAGAAGCAAGUCUAUCUCAACUGGUAGCAUCACAGUCGGUCGCCGAUUACAGCCACGAUUCACCAACUCACAUCAGUCUCGAUGAACGCCUCGACCCAAAUGCCAUCAAAUCGGUUCAAAACCAAUUACGUGCUGUGCUUCAGUUGCCAGACGAUCAAAACCAUCCGCAGAAAGAGUUUGCCAAUAUCGUCAUGGCACGGUCCUACUUCGAGUGCGGCGAAUACGAAAAAACGUUAGAAAUUGUCGAAAAAUUAUCCUUCAACAGAGAAGACGUCAGUGAAGGUUACGGAUUUGUUCUCUUUUUACAAGCGAGGACAGUGAAAGCCAUAUCACUUGAAAUAUUGGGGAACAUCGAUGCGGCUCUACAAAGUUAUGAAGGCAUUGUGAAUUUGUUGAACGAGGGAAUUCAUGUACCGAGGGAACGAGUGUUGGCGGAUUGGGCUGAAAAUGCAUUGUAUCGAGGCUCACUGUUAGCUCUUCGCGAAGGGUGAGUAUGCUCUGCCAUCUGGACAAGGCUGAUCAAAGAGCUCAGUAACCA
Radiomyces spectabilis is the source of this 797-nucleotide messenger RNA. RefSeq lists its product as uncharacterized. The transcript has 4 exons. NCBI's taxonomy places the organism in Eukaryota, Fungi, Mucoromycota, Mucoromycetes, Mucorales, Radiomycetaceae. The record is from RefSeq and is a predicted model, not a curated record. Bases 118 to 750 code for a protein of 210 amino acids.